This is a messenger RNA of Suhomyces tanzawaensis NRRL Y-17324, 380 nucleotides long. RefSeq lists its product as uncharacterized. The record is from RefSeq and is a predicted model, not a curated record. The coding region runs from base 96 to 344 and encodes 82 amino acids. The transcript has a single exon. NCBI's taxonomy places the organism in Eukaryota, Fungi, Ascomycota, Pichiomycetes, Serinales, Debaryomycetaceae.
AUGAGUGCUGCUGUACACCGAAUAUACGGGUGAUCCUAGUCGGAUAUGUAGAUAUCGAAGCUAUUUUUAAUUAAAGGCCAUGCUGGGGAAUAUUAAUGAAUAAUCCUACCAGGGUAGAUCAUCCUCCAGACAGGCGAAUUAUAAUAGAUUUUCAGCACCAGAACAGGUUUUGUGGAGAGAACAGAAUGCAGGUGGAUACCAUGAAAGGCAGACUGGUAGGCAUUCUACAAUACAUUGGAAGAUUAUUUUUGCUGUCCAUCAAGUUCUUAUGUACUACUUUUAUUCCUAUUAAUAUAGAUCAGUAUGUUCUUUUGGUGGUUCGAACCAGAGAUCUGGAAUACUGAUUAGACUGUUCAUUUGGGCGCCAGAAGAGCAAAAAU